AUUUUUGUUUCGUUUUUGAGUGUCGGGCUCUUGGAAACCAACCGGUACAAACGGCGGAGGCUUUGCAAGUGAUAUGUCAAUCCUGCGCUAAGAAGAUCAAGCUACUUCUUAGCUAAUCAAGCGUUAUCUAUUGGAUUACAUCACGGUGUUAUGGUCAUUCGAGUUCUUCAUUUGCUUGCGGGUGUCCGAAUAAUGCUACCUGUCGAUCGUCGCUAGAUUUUUUUUUUUUUCCUUUUUUGGCUUCUUGAAGUGUGAUAUUACUGUCGCCUAUAAAUGACAUAUCGUUCAAGUAUUCUGUGCAGCCAAGCUUAGGUGCUGGGAUUGUCCCAUCACUCGCGCAGAUACUGAGCCUGCUAUUUCAAUUUCUAUUUGCAGUGCGUAUUAUGUCCGCCGACGCCGAGAAUAUACGCGUCGUGGUCCGAUGCCGCCCUCUCAGUGAGAAGGAGCAGGCUGCAGGCUGUCAUGACAUUGUGGCGGUUGACACUGUUCAGGGGACAGUCUUGGUUACCAACCCAAAUGGGGCACACGGAGAUGUACCCCCUAAAAUGUUCACCUUUGACACCGUGUUUGACGUGAAUUCCAAGCAAGUUGAGGUAUACAACCAGGCAGCCAGACCGAUCGUCGAAAACGUGCUCGAAGGAUAUAAUGGCACGAUUUUUGCUUACGGCCAGACGGGUACAGGAAAGACGUUCACCAUGGUGGGAGACCGCUCAGUGCCAGAGUUAAAAGGGAUCAUUCCAAACUCAUUUGCACAUAUCUUUGGACACAUUGCUAAAGCCGAGGGUGACAAGAAGUUCCUAGUGAGGGCAUCAUACCUUGAGAUUUACAAUGAAGAGGCCAGAGAUCUUCUAGCAAAGGACCAAAAUGCAAGACUUGAAGUUAAGGAAAGGCCGGACAUUGGUGUAUAUGUCAAAGGACUUUCAAGUUGUGUCGUCAAAACAGCAGAUGAACUGGAUCGAAUCAUGACACUUGGAAACAAAAAUAGGGCUGUGGGCGCAACCAACAUGAAUGCGCACAGUUCUCGUUCUCAUGCCAUGUUCACAAUCACGGUGGAGUGCAGUGAGUGCGGUCUCGAUGGUAGGCAGCAUGUCCGUGUUGGCAAGCUUCACCUUGUCGACCUGGCAGGUUCUGAGCGUCAGAGCAAAACGGGCUCUUCAGGUCAGAGGCUACGAGAGGCAUCGAAAAUCAACUUGUCGCUGUCAACCCUCGGCAAUGUUAUCUCUGCUCUGGUUGAUGGCAAAAGCACGCACGUGCCUUAUCGGAAUUCGAAACUAACCCGCCUGUUGCAAGAUUCACUUGGUGGGAAUUCCAAGACCUUGAUGUGCACCAAUAUUGGCCCUGCCGACUAUAACUAUGAUGAAACAAUUAGUGCUCUUCGUUAUGCCAACCGAGCCAAGAACAUAAAGAACAAGGCCCGUAUCAAUGAAGAUCCAAAGGAUGCCCUGCUUCGUCAGUUUCAAAAGGAAAUUGAAGACCUCAGAAAACAGCUGCAGGAAGGGGCUGAUGAUUCAACACCGGAGGAUGACAGUAGUGAAGAAGCUAGCUGUGGUGAUGACAACACUGAUAAAAAGGACAAGCGGAAACGAAAAAAAGCCAUUUCCGAGGAGAAGAUGCGUGAGAUACAAGCGCAGAUUUUAGCGGACCGAAAGACCUUAUCAGAAAAAAAAGACAUGGCCCAGGAAGAGCGUGACCGUCUCGCUAGUGAGCUUGAGAUGAGAGAACAACAGCUGAAUGCAGCAAGAGAAGAGCAGGAAGGCUUGAUGCAAAAGCUUCAUGCGCUCGAAAAGAAGAUCAUCGUCGGAGGUGAGAACCUCCUCCAAAAGGCUGAAGAACAGGAGCGACUCUUGGAAGAGAGUGCACGAGAGCUUGAAGACAGGAAGCGAAAAGAAGCUGCUCUCAGAGAAGCCCUCGAGCAAAAGGAGGCUGAGCGGCUGGAUAUGGAGGAGCGAUACUCCACUCUGCAAGAGGAGGCGGCGGGCAAGACACGUAAGCUGAAGAAGGUCUGGGCUAUGCUGAUGAGCGCAAAGGCAGAGAUGGCCGACCUGCGUCAGGAGCACCAGCGUGAGGCCGAGGGGCUGCUCGAGAAUGUGCGCCAGCUCAGCCGGGAACUGCGGCUCAACAUGCUCCUCAUAGAUGCCUUCAUACCGCCAGAGUACCAGGAGCUUCUAGAGAGGUGUGUCCAGUGGAAUGAAGACACCGGAGAGUGGCAGCUGAAGUGCAUUGCCUACACAGGAAACAACAUGUGCAAACAGAGUUCUCCUGAUGUUGGCAAUCUUCAUGAGAAAUCUGAUCUGGAUAUCUCUCAUGUGUACUUGAGCUACUCUCCGGAUGGGCUGCAGAUGCCUGGCCGGCACCGAUCAGGAAGAAAGUCGGCUCGUCCAAAAACCUCUCGUCCAAAGUCUUCUCGCAGGGAUCACUGUGGAGUUGCCUCGGGAAGCCUGUCCCAAACUUAGUUUUAAUGGCCACAUCGUUUCAUGUUCAUGCCCGUCUCAUGCUCAGGCAAGCGCUGCAUCACAUUGUGCUUACUGAGUUGCUUACUUUGUGCUCAUUGAAUAUCUGGUGGCUAUUCCACCAGUUGCCAUGCAAGUGAAAAAAUCUUCGUGCUUUACUAGAUCUUAUAACUUGAGGCUGUAGUGCAACAGAGAACAACACAGAAAGAAAGAAAGAAAGAAAGGGCGCUGCCUGUCCUUACCUUGCUUGUGUAUGUUAUAACACUUUAUCAUUUUAGCUUAACUGAUAACCAAGCCUAAUGUUAGGCGUGAAUGGGGACUAUAGCCAAAUGUAUACCUGUUGUGUACUCCUUGUGGAACACCAGAGGUAUAGAAAGGGACAUCAGUACUGGCGCCUACAUCUCUUGACACUCUUAAACCAUGUGAGUUAGAAAUGUUCUUGUGUUGCACAAUUCAUGUGCAAGUGCAUGUUAAAGAGCCACAGGUGGUCAGAAUUAAUCCAGAGCCCUUUAGUACGGUGCCCCUCAUGGCCGUUUUAUGUAUCUUUAGACGUUAAGCCCCCACAAUUUGCUUUUAUUUCAAUGCAGCACCUUUGCACCAGCAACUAACUUAGUCGAACACAGUGUCCUGGCAGUGGCAGCCGUAUUUCGCUGGGGGUAGAAUGCAAAAAUGCCCAUGUCCCGUGCAUUGGAGGCACAUUAAGGAUCCCCUGGUGGUCAGAAUUAAUCCGGAGUCCCCCACUAUGGCGUGCCUCAUAACCAAAUCAUGGUAUUGGCACUUAAAUUGCCAGAGUUUAGUUCAACAGUGUCAUGAGAUGUCAUUGCUAGUGUUGCCAUGCUCGUCUACGUCUCCGGUAUACCAUAAGCAACAAUAAAUGCACAGAAUGCAUCUAUAUGAAAAGGAAUGCCAGAUUUCAAUGUAAAGCCAGUUAUUUUUCUUGUUGCUGUGCUGAUAUUAAAAGAAAAGUUCCAUAAGAGGAAUUCUUCAACAUAAGAACUAUACAGCAUUAUAUAGCAGUAAAGGAGGAUUGGACUACUAUCACAUUUACAGGAAUCUGUGUUUGGACACAGAUUAACUUUCUUUCAUAUUGGGGGCAGAGUGUGCACCAACCUUAGCUCCCUAGUGCCAUUGUCAUUGCUAAGCUUGCACUGCUCUACCGAUAUUAUGCUGUGGCGUUGUUCAGGAGUAGUAUUGCAUUACCUUGCAUUUUCCAAUGUUUUCUGAAUGAAGGCCUGUUUGAAGUUAUUGUGCCAGGAAAACAUGAAUGAGGAAGCAUGCGCUGUGCUUGUAAUACCAUCAUGCCAGAAUAAAACCUGAAUGGGGAGAAGCAAAGUGGAACAUCUCUUAGUGCUUAAUUGUACUACUUGAAAUUUACAAUAUCAUAAGAAGCCAUCAAACACGUGACACCAAGGACAACAUAGGGGAAAUUACUUAUGGUUAAUAAACGAAAUAAGGAAACGAUAAAUUAAUGGAAAUUAAAGUGGAUGAAAAAACAACUUGCCGCAGGUGGGAACUGAACCCACAACCUUCGCAUUUCGCAAAGGUUGUGGGUUACAAGAUUACAAAUUUACAAUGUGUGAUUGUGGUGUGACACUGCACCAAAAGUGAGAGUCUGUGAAAACAAUUGUACUACUAUCACACAUACUGCUAAAUGUGCAAAGAGAAGCAUGCCUUCUGGUUUGUCCUCUCAAAAGGAAAUAAAUUGUCAUUCAGCUGGAAGUAGUACAAAGCCUCAAAGGGAAGCCAUAAGAGUUUCUCGGAAGGAAAACUUCGCAGUUACAGAAGAACACAAAGAUCUAACAGAAUGUUGGAGCUAAAGGAUGUGAAGCUUGUUUGAGUUAACAAGGUAGGAGCAGUAGUGGAUGAUACAAGCACAGCUUUAUCACCUGUAGCUGUCGCAUAUAACUGAUUUGCCCUAGUCAGUUUGCCUUUUCUGUCUGCUUCACAACGCUGAAGGCAAUGAUGGCUGUUGAAGGAAGAAUGUUGGUGAGAGGUGUAUACAUAGAGAAGUAUGACACAUAUCUAAAUACAUUUAAGGCUUCAUGCUGCAAUGGCACAUCUAUUCAGGCAUUAGCCAUAGAUGGGCACACACCCUGAGACCGAAGUUUUCUGCUAUUCCGGACAGUAGCCAACAGCAAGUUGUCUGUUUGGGCUCGUAGCCAGUGACUCAAGUUUAUAUAUAUAUCCACAGAUAUAUCCACAGAGGAAACGACAAUGAAUGCCUAACUCCAGAGAAGAGGCAAAGAAAGAUUCGCUUUAAAAGAAUAGUCCUCGGACCGGAAUGUAUUUUUCUUCAAUUGCAAAGCUUUUUUUCUGAGAAGCUUAAAUGGGUUUCCUUUGUAGCUUUGUACCACAGUGCAGUUUGAUGGCAAUUUUUACUUUUUAUAAAACUUUCCCACCUUUCAGAUUUGCAUAUAACUGAUUUGCCAUAGCCAGUUUACCUUCUCAUGUUGGUAUUGUGUUCUGGCAUGGUAGUACGUGCUCGGUAGCUAAGUUUACCUGACAUUUUUCAGUGCGUGAUGUCUAUGUAAUCCUUACAGAACCUUUUGUUCUGUAUGUGGUCAAGCUGAGAAUACAAGCCCUGGGAUUCAAGUUUACUUAGCUUCAACAGUUGCAACAUGAACUUUGUGAAAUAAAUCAUUCAACACUACAGGGCAAAGUGCAAUUAAUAAAUUUAUGCAUUUGGUUACCAUAUGGAAAAAAAAAGAAACAAUUAUUGUGAAAAGGAAAAAAAAAGCUCUCUUUCUUUUUGUAUUAUGAUGUAGAAUGAGCAGCUUUCAUACUUAGUUAUAUUUACUUAUUUAUUUAUUUAUUAAGGUGUGUACAUAUUUUCUGUGCUACAUGUUUAUGUAUUGUGUGUCUAUAUAGUAAUUAAAUUUUUUACAUGCAUGAUGUGAUUGGUUUGGACCUUAGAGUUUCAUGCAAAAAUUACUAGAGAGAACGUUGGCAGUUGUGUCUAUGGUAGCUGCAAGCGGGGUGGUUCAGCCAGCAUGAGAAUAAUGGGUAGUUCAUGGAUUUGCUUAAACUUUGUCCUUCAGACUUCAAACGGCUUUGUAACUUUCUGUAAACUCGUCAUUUUCAUCAAAGUACUGCGUACUAAAUAAUUGAUUAAACAUUAUUAAAAUUGUCCUACAGCAGGAUUCAAACGCAGGACCUCUAGCACAGAAGCCCGAUAUUGAAACCAUUAUGCCACGAAUGCAUGCAUUGAAAAGUGGCAUAUGAAUUUCUCACAGGCAAGCCAGUGCCUUGAGACACUUGGAUGGAUGGAUGAAAUAACUUUAAUGAAAGGUCCUGCAAGCUACAGAGCGCAAGGCCCCAUAGAGCGGGCUACUCCCACGUUGAGACCGGGCCGCAUCGUGGGCCUGGCCUGGCCGCAUCGUGGGCACGCUGGACAGCCCAGAGCUGCUCCGCCAGGUCCAUGCUGCGUAAUGCUUCUUUUAGCCUGGUGGAGUCUUGAUUCUUGUUUGCGUGGGUCCGACCACACGGCCAGAGCAAGUGAUAUAUGUCUAGUGCGCUAAGGCAAUUUUCACAAUAUCAUGUUGUGUAUAGCUCAGGCAUGUAGUGGUGUAGUCUGUUUUGCAUGAGGUACGUGUUGGUUUGAAGCAUUCUGAAGGUGAGGGCUUGAGGCCUGGUGAGCUUAUUGUGAGUUGUGCUGUAUAUUCUGCGGUCUAGAUAAAAGUGCUUUGUGAUCUCGUUGUACGUGGAGGGAGGGUCCCGAUUCUCACUGAGAUGGUCACGACCAGAAUAGGUGGUGUCACGGAAGGUUAGGUCUCGCGCGCUCCAGUGAGCCAUCUGAUUGAGAUUGGGAGGGGCGUCCUCGAUCUCUCCGAGGUGUGCCGGGAACCAGCAGAUGGUGUGAUGCUGCAGUGGUGCAGAUGUUUUGACUAUUUGUAGUGCUUGUCACCUUGACAAACCAAACCGUUGCAAUUAGUACCUAAUUGUGUGUGUUCACAGAGUCUUCUGUGCUUAGAAAAGUAUAGAUUGCUUCGAAAUUUACGACGAUGAAGGCAGAUAUUGUGCAAUUAACAAAGUCAAGAACGUCUGAAUUCACAAGCACGAAGAUCAGACAAAUCCAUGUACUACCCACCAUUCCCAUGGUCGUGGAACGAUUGCAGUGCCAGAGUUCCCUCUAGUAAUUAUUGUAGGAAACUCUAUGGUUUGGGCAGCCCUAUAGGCCUCUUUGCAACUCAUUUUAUAUGUGCCAGCACUGGUGAGAUGCACUCUUAUGUUCAAUGAACUUGAGGUGUUUACAUCUUGCUGAUGGUGACCAUGACAAUAAGGCUACAGGGUUUUUGAAAGGUAAUUGUGAUUAAGCUCAUGAAAUUGUGGUAGGUUGUGUCAUCAUCAUCACUUUAACUGCAGUGGUGUGCAUAAUAAUGAUACCCUAAUGCAGUGAUUAGGCGACCAAUUAACUUUAGUGUGCAGAUUCACAUUUUAUCAGGCACACUUAGCUCACUCAUAACUUCAAUAUUGUGGCUUUUGAAGCUUCAUUUGGAUAAGAGUACGCAAUUGGGCUGGUUGGUUCAUGAUUACGAGCAGUAAACAGCGCUAAACAACAGGACAAGGAGAGGGACAUGGACAACAGCGCUGACUAACAACCAAGUGUCAGCGCUGUUGUCUGUGUCCCUCUUCUUGUCCUGUUGUUUAGCGCUGCUUCCUGCUCGUAUUCAUUUGGAUGUUUGGCAUAUUUGACAUCCUACCAAUGGGCAUGUUUCAUGGAGGUGGGUGGCUAACAUUUCAUGCCAUCAAAAGCAUUCGCAUGCCCUCUUUAUUAGAAUUAUCACAUGCUUCAGCUGGAACACCCCGUACUUUGUAGUACUUAGUAAGCAGCAUUUCACUUUCAACUGAUUCCCAAGUCCAAUAAUAUGGAAAAUUGGAGGAGUUGGUUCGUAGUCUGUGGUCCGUGGUUCGCGUCCGAGUCAGCGCUGUAUUGUGUUCCCUUCCAUCCCUUUUGUCCACAUCUGUUGCGCUGUAGCUACUGUACCAUGAUUCCUAAAUUGUGAACAAUUACUUUCAUGCACUGGCAUGCUUACAGUGCAGUCUAUUUCCUUGUCUCUCUUAUUGCAUCAGACCGUUUCUCAUGUUGAACUUCACCAAAGAACAAAAAUAUAUUACCUAUUUUGUUUGAUGCUGUGCUUCAUGUGUAAUAACACUUGUAACAAAAUUUUUAAUUCUCUUCCAUUGCCCUUUCAAUAAUUUCUAUUUCAAUGCAUAUAAAUGUUAACUUUAGCUUUCUUGGAAGUGUUUGUUUUAAGUUAUCAAAACAGUUGCACAGCCACUAAGAUGAAUUGCCUGGACAUAUUACUGUAUGCUAAACUCGCGGACAACUUUCUGUGGCAGCAAAGAGAAAAGCUGCAGAGGUGAAACAGGCAUGAGCAAUCGCAAGUCUGAAAAAAAACUCCACAUUCUCAUUCGUGCUAGUUUAAGUUGGGGACUAGAAAACAUAACACAGCUUAUAUACAACAGCAAAAUAAGAAGGUGUUAAAUUUAACAUAUUUUUCUGCUUUUCUCUAACAAAUGCAUUGAGCAAAUGCCAAACUGUUGCAUGUGAGAGCUAUAGUGGUUCAGUGUCUCUUCCAAGAAACCAAAAGCACUGUCAAACGGUGCCAGAAUUGUUGGUGCAGUAGGACAUGCGUGCAAGACCUGCUCCUGUAGCUUUCCCUUCACUGCCACAGAAAGUUGUCCGUGAGUAUAAUUGCAGUAUAGUGGUGCGUUCAAUGGGAACUUAGUACUAUUUCUUCCUGUUAUUUAUUUUUGUUGUGAAGGAUGUUGUAUGUAUAUUUUACUAUGUUUUUACUGUAAGCUAUUUAUAUUUUGCAAAUAAAAUGCAUCUCUAAACCUU
Messenger RNA from Dermacentor andersoni, 8292 nucleotides. NCBI's taxonomy places the organism in Eukaryota, Metazoa, Arthropoda, Arachnida, Ixodida, Ixodidae. The record is from RefSeq and is a predicted model, not a curated record.